AGGAUUGAAGAAACCAAAGUUUUAGCCACUAUGUUACUAUCAAAAUUAAUAUAUAAAUAUGCCCUAGUUACCUUGAUGAGUAUUUCAUCAUUUUGUAAAGGAGCUAAUAUAUUGGCAGUUGAACCAUUACCAGUCUUGAGUCAUUGGAAAUUCAUGCGUACAUUACUUCUUAAUUUGGUAAAAAAUGGAGGUCACAACGUAACCGUUUUCACGCCUUUUGCAUCGUCUAGUUUUAAUGAUAAUGCUAAUUAUACUGAAAUUGAUUUGCGAUUAAAUAUACCACUCUUAAGAGACAUAGAUUUCAAAACGGAUAUCAUAAAUUUGAUUGAUGUUUGGCAAUAUAUUCCGAUGGUCACAAAAGCUAAUAAUGCGUUAGUUUGUACUGAAAUAGAUAAGUUACCAUUAACCAGUAAAUACGACUUGUUUCUUGUUGAACUCAUCUCAUCGGAAUGUGUAUCACACUUAUCUAGAGUCUUAGACUUACCGUUGGUGUACAUAUCUCCAACACCUAUGGGAUCAUGGAUGGACGAUCAAGUGUUGGGAACUUUUACCCAUCCAUCAUACAUUGCCAGACUUUUUGCUCGUUACAGAUCACCUACUUCGUUUUCUGAGCGAAUAGAUAACAUUUACAAUCAGGCACUAAUUCGAUUGCUAUAUUGGCUUUAUGAGCCAGCUGUCGAUAAUGUAAAACCUUCAAUAAUAUUUGUCAAUUCACAUGAAAUAGUAGAAAAACAUUAUCCUAGACCUAAUAAUGUAAUUCUUGUUGGUGGUAUCAACCUACCAAUAUCAGGUACACUUCCAUUAGUAAGUAAAUAUGUUAAAUUUAAUCAUUCAAACUAGGCCUGAAAAAGUUUUUAUAACGUUUUUAAAUGCC
Molecule: messenger RNA, 874 nt
Organism: Daktulosphaira vitifoliae (grape phylloxera)
Lineage: Eukaryota; Metazoa; Arthropoda; Insecta; Hemiptera; Phylloxeridae
Product: UDP-glycosyltransferase UGT5-like
Exons: 1
Coding region: 31-840 (269 amino acids)
Molecular function (GO): UDP-glycosyltransferase activity
Source: RefSeq, a predicted model, not a curated record